CGGGAGCGUGCAAAGCCAUGGCCAGUACCAUGGGAGCCGGGCGAGCGCUGGGGCUGCUGUUGCAGGUUGUGCUGCUGACCAUGCCUGGAGCCCAAGCGAGCUGUGGGGAGAGUGAGUAUAGCCACGAAGAUCUCUGUUGUGUAUUGUGUGAAGCAGGUACUUUUGUUGCUGAUCACUGCAGUGCUUCCCAUUUGAGAGGAAAAUGUGACCCUUGCAAGGAAGGAAAAGGCUUUACUGCCCAUGCAAAUGGCUUGGAGGGAUGCGUGCCUUGCAGACAGUGCAAAGAAGAUCAGAUAACCCUGAGUCCCUGUACUCGGACACGGGAUGCUGAAUGCCAGUGCAAACAAGGGUAUUCGUGUGCUGAUGAAGCCUGUGAAAUAUGUGAGAGAAACAGUCCAAGGCAUCCGGGCGGCAAAGAAAUCUUGCAGAAUUCCACUGAUGCUAUGGACACAGGCGUACCCAAUCAAGGGAGGAGCCCUCUUGUUUGGAUUUUUGUGGCUCUGUCUGUCUUGUUUUUGCUGAUUGUUCUUCUUGCUGUUCUUAAAAAGCUGAAGCGUGAUAAAGCUGCCUUAACUGAUAAAGUUGCAGAGGGGGAUCUGGUCCGUAAGUGGCUCAAAUAUGUGACACAACCUGGUUUUUUUGUUGGGUUGUGUUCCCCCUCACGCCCUGGCCAGAUUUGCAGCACUUCAUCUGUUUGUAGAAGCUGAUGAAGAAAUGUGAAAAAAACCCUGGUCAAAAUGCUGUGCCAUAGGAAUAGGCAAAUGGAACAUCUCUUUAAUUUGAAUAAAGUGGUUGUAGAAUGAUGCAGUUA
Sturnus vulgaris (Common starling) is the source of this 811-nucleotide messenger RNA. Lineage: Eukaryota; Metazoa; Chordata; Aves; Passeriformes; Sturnidae. The record is from RefSeq and is a predicted model, not a curated record.